Fusarium fujikuroi IMI 58289 is the source of this 1119-nucleotide messenger RNA. Its product is annotated as probable endoglucanase IV. Gene Ontology annotation, molecular function: cellulose binding. Gene Ontology annotation, biological process: carbohydrate metabolic process. The record is from RefSeq and is a predicted model, not a curated record. Gene Ontology annotation, cellular component: extracellular region. The transcript has a single exon. Bases 1 to 1119 code for a protein of 372 amino acids. Lineage: Eukaryota; Fungi; Ascomycota; Sordariomycetes; Hypocreales; Nectriaceae.
AUGCUCUCACGCAAGACAUCUUCACUUCUCGCUUUUGCGACUUCAGCCGCGCAAGUUGCUGCUCACGGUCAUGUAGACUGGCUUGUAACAAAUGGCGUUGCAUUUAGAGGCUACUCUGCUCCAGAGAUGAGCUGGAAUCAUAAUCAUCCCCCUGUCGUCGGUUGGACCAACGGUGCCACUGACAAUGGCUAUGUUGAGCCCAACUCUUUCUCAGACCCCGAUAUCAUCUGCCACAGAGCGGCGAGACCUGGGAAAGGGCACGUAACCGUUGCAGCAGGUGACAAGAUCACUCUUCAAUGGAAUACGUGGCCAGAGAGUCACCAUGGGCCCGUGAUUGACUAUCUUGCUAGAUGUCCGGGAGACUGCGAGACCGUUGAUAAGAACGAUCUUGAGUUCUUCAAGAUUGGUCAAGAAGGUCUCAUUGAUAUGUCGAUGCAAAACGGCAAGUGGGCAUCUGACGUGCUUAUAGCUACUGGCUUCUCUUGGACACUUCAAAUUCCUGAGACAUUGGCUCCUGGGAACUAUGUUCUUCGCCACGAGAUUAUAGCUCUGCACGGCUCUGGACAGCCUAAUGGAGCACAGAAUUACCCCCAAUGCUUUAAUCUCAAAGUCACCGGUGACGGAGACUUGGCUCCAGAUGGCGUCAAGGGCACACAACUCUACAAGGCCAACGAUCCUGGUAUCCUCUUCAACCUCUAUACAACACCUUUGUCCUACAAGAUUCCCGGCCCUACAUUGGUUCCUGGCCUCCCUUCUACAGUAUCUCAGCGUGUUGUCGCCGCAACUGCAACAUCGAGCGCAACUGUGCCAGGACAAACUCAAGCUAGCACGAGCAGCAAAGCUUCUUCUUCUACAUCAAAGGGAGGCUCGACAUCGACCAGCAGUGCUUUUGGAGGAGAUACAACACUCAAGACUUCAACAACAAGCAGGUCCUCCUCGUCCAGCACAACGAAGGAUACACCACAGCCCACAGAGGACGACGAUAUUAUCUGCGGUCCUGCUACAGGAGGUCUUCCAAAGUACAGCCAAUGCGGAGGUAAAGACUAUACUGGACCGACAGUUUGUCAAUGGGGGUCGAGUUGCAAGGUUCUGAAUCCCUAUUACUCGCAAUGUCUUUGA